Molecule: messenger RNA, 4281 nt
Organism: Clarias gariepinus (North African catfish)
Lineage: Eukaryota; Metazoa; Chordata; Actinopteri; Siluriformes; Clariidae
Product: macrophage-expressed gene 1 protein-like
Exons: 2
Coding region: 17-2104 (695 amino acids)
Biological process (GO): defense response to bacterium
Source: RefSeq, a predicted model, not a curated record
GCAGUGUCUGAUAAUCAUGGGCUCAGAAUCCAUCUCUCUUUUGGCUUUUUUUGCAUUUUUCAGUACUGCUCACUUUCAUCCAGUCAUUCGUCCAAGCAAUGGGCUUCGUAAAUGCCACAUGAACCUUAGUGCCCCAGCACUUGAGGUUCUCCCUGGUGGAGGCUGGGACAACCUGCGCAACAUCGAUAUGGGCCGAGUGAUGAACCUAAGCUACUUACAAUGCCAGACCACUGAAGAUGGCUUCUAUCUCAUUCCAGAUGAGACAUUUGUUAUUCCGCAGAAGGUGAGCUCAGUGGAGAUGAACUCUGAGAUCAUCAGCUCAUGGCUUGAACAGAAAAGUUCCACUUCGAGAUCGGUCAACGCUGAUGUUUCCUUUGACACACUGCUAAAUGGCAAGUUCUCUACAGAAAACAAACGCAUGAAAACCCAUCAAGUGAAUGAUAAGUCUGUCACAGCACGGGUUGAGGUGCGUAACCAUCUGUACACAGUAAAGGUUUAUCCUGAUUUCACUUUGGAUGCACGUUUUGUCCAACAGGCAGAGGAAAUUGCAGACGCCAUUGUGAACAACCAAACUCGUCUGGCUACCUAUCUGUCAGAAAAGAUGGUGCUUGAAUAUGGUACACAUGUCAUCACAAGUGUGGAUGCUGGUGCUAUUUUGAUGGAAGAGGACUAUUUAAAAUCCUCUUAUGUUACUGAUACACAGACUUCCCAGUCCUCUAUUACAGCAUCGGCUGGUUUCAACUUUUUUAACAAAGCUAAAUUUGAUAUUGGCAGUAAGGAAUCACAAGAAACAUCGGAAACUAGAGCCUACCAGAAUAGUAUUACAUACUCUGUAACACUCAGCCAUGGCGGGGCUUUGUUUUACCCUGGCAUCACUCUACAAAAAUGGCAGGAGAGCACUUUAAACAAUUUAAUUGCCAUUGACCGUAGCGGACUACCAUUACAUUUUUUUCUCAACCCAUCAACAUUCCCAGACCUCCCUCUUCAAACAGUAAAUAAGUUAGCUCUGUCAGUGCGUAAGGCCAUAGAUCGUUAUUACAAAAUUAACACCUAUCCUGGGUGUGUUGAUCCAGAGUCCAAAAAUUUCAACUUCAAAGCCAAUGUGGAUGAUGCAUCCUGUUCAGGUCCAAGCACCAACCUUAGCUUUGGUGGUGUUUACCAAACGUGUACUCUGCUGACUGCUGAUGUAGAUGAUGUUUGUCCGGAACUUCAAGUGAAAAAUCCAGCCACUGGUUCCUAUAGCUGCCAAUAUCCAUACACUGCUAAACUGUUGCUCACUGAUAUUCUGGAAAGGCCAUAUACUUUCACUCAUUGCUGGCCAGAAUGUUCUGGGUGGAUUUGGAAAGAUUGUACAGAGGUAUGUGAAAAUAUAAAUCGUGUUAAAAGUGCAAGGGUCAACACAUAUUGGUGUUCCACUAAUGCUGGAGUUGCAGAAUUCUCAGGAUAUCUCUUUGGUGGUCUAUUUGGCCCUUAUUUACAAAAUCCAUUAACCAACUUCAGAUCCUGUCCUCAGAAUUUCUUUGCUUUGAAAUUUUCAUCCAGUGGCAUUAUGAUCUGUCUAAGCAAUGAUUAUGAGGCAGCAACAACAUUUUCUGUACCCUUUGGAGGUUUCUUUAGCUGUCAGUCUGGCAAUCCACUUGCUGGGAAUCAGUUGCGCUGCCCACCACAGUUUAGCCAACAUCUCCUUGCCAUAAUUGAUGGCUGCCAGGUACUCUACUGCGUUCAGUCACAUAUUUUCACUGGUGGGGAGUUACCCCCCAUCCAUCUACCACCCUUCACAAGACCUCCAUUGAUCAGUAUGAUAGCCACAAACACUGUGUUUGUCAUGAAUGAAGGAGAUCGGGCCUGGAUAAGGGCCAAAGGCACCAAGAUGUGGAAGUUGGCCAAGCCUGAGGACAUCGUGAAAAUCUCCCAACGAUUUAAAGACAAUUAUUCUAAGUCACAGAGCAAAAUGGUUGGCUUAACUUUGGGUGCUGUAGCCUUGAUUGGUUUUGUGGUGACAAUAGCAGUGUUAGUGGUGAGAAAAAGGAAGAAGAUUCUUGUAAGAGGUAGAGGGUACGAGGAGAUUCCUAGUGAAGAACAGUGUGAGACGACUGUAGAAUGACAGACAGAGCAACAAAGACUGAGUCUUACUGACAGUCUUUUGGUAUAACGUUUCUGUUCCUUUACUCAAGCAAACAUUUUCAAACUAUUAUAAUAUGGUAAAUCUCACAAUAUGUAUAAUAAUAGUCCUUCCUUUCUCUAAAUCUAAAAUUAUUAUGCUAAUCUCAUAUUUAGGAUGACAUGGCUAGGGCUACACAAUACCCAGACAGAGCUUGUAAGCCUAAGCGCUUCCAACUUUGUUACAAAAAGUGUGCAUGGAGUUUGCAUGUCCUCCCUGUGCUUGGUGGGUUUCCUCCGGGUACUCCGGUUCCUCCCACAUUCCAAAGACAUGUAUGUUAGGUUAAUUGGUGUUCCCAAAUUGCCUGUAGUGUGUGAAUGGGUGUGUGAGUGUGUGUAUGUGUGUGUGCCCUGCGAUGGAUUGGCACCCUGUCCAGGGUGUACCCUGCCUCGUGCCCUAAGGCUCCUGGGAUAGGCUCCAGGUCUCCGCGACUCUGAAUACAGGAUAAAGCGGUAUAGAAGAUGAGUGAGUGAGUGAGUGAGUGAUCACUGUCAUAGUCAUAUUUUAAAAUACUCAGAUUCCUUUGUAUUAAAAAAUGCAUGACCAACUGGCUAAAGGAAGCAGAUUAAUCAGUUUUAUAAUAUCUUAAUAAAGGUUAAAUUAAAAUGUCUUAAAUGGGACCCGCACUGCAUGCAGUGGCUGGGUAGUAUGGGAUAUGACAACCGGCUAACAGCAGGGUUCGAACACAGAUCCUCAUUCCAAAAAUCAACAACCAAGAGCCUUAGCCACCUGAGCUACCCCUUCUACAGGGUGAAGGUAAUGUAUUCUUGUAAAAAUAGUUUCCCUUUAAGGUAACUUAACCACAAAACUAAUGUUUUAUCCAAAGUUCCAUCUAGAAGCUGUUCUACAUUCUAGAACAAUACUGAAGUCAGCUGUUCUGAAGCAGUUCUUGCAAGAACAGUUUUGUCAAGUAACUAAAUUGUACUGAAUAUUAUGACAUGAAUCCAUUCACGAAAUCUUUAAUUUUUGUUGCCCAAAGCAGAGGAUGUUCACUUUUACAAGAACUGUAAUAAAGGCUAUAUAAUAAACUGCUCGUAAAAACUGAAAGAUCACUUAGCACCGGUUUCACUUGAACAUAUAGACAUACACAGAUAAGCCAUAACAUUACAAUACAAAACGUUAAGCCCAGUAUUGUGUACAGUAGGUUUCCCCCUGUGCCUCGUGGGCAGCUCUGGCCUUUGCAUGACUUCACAAGACCUCUGGAUGAUAGUGGAGGAUUCUUUUGGCGCUGUGGGUUGUGGGGAGGGGACCUCCAUGGAUCAGCUGGUGUUACCAGAUUUUUUUUCUUUCCUUUUUUUGAUGGGUUGUGCUGCAUUGGCCUUUUUCUUGGUUUGGACUGGACAUGCUAGCUUUUACACCCCACAGGCAUAAAUGAGCCUUGGUUGCCCAUGAUCCAGUCACCAGUUCAUUAAAAGAUUAUCCUGUUAUAUAAUUUAUAAUCAAUGUUAAUGAUAUUGCUGAUUGGAAUAUAUAGACAACAUGAAAAAAAUUUUUCCCUUAAUUUUGUAUGCAGUAUAUUUACCCCUUAAGUAAGUUUUAAUGCUUUGAUUUGAUUUUAAACCGAACUCUUCUGUCUUCUGUCAUCAUUUUAUUCAUCUUUUCAGUUAUUUUAAAAUUACUCUUGCCAUUUCAGUUUAUGUUUGUUCUUUUGAAAUUUAUAAGUGUUAUUUGUGGUAAAAACAAACAAACAAACAAACAAACAAACAAACAAACAAACAGAUACAUUAUACAUUAUUCUAACCUUGGGCUACUGCUGGUGCAUCACACAAAAAGACUGAUGAUAAACUGAUUAAAUCUAUAUAAAUAAAAUAAAGGUUUUGUCUUGUUAUUAGUCAGAACCUCGCUCUCUCAAUGAUAUCUUUACAUUUCAGCCAUUGGACGACUCAAAACCAGCCUCAGACAAAAAUCUGUCUGCCUGCUUGUCCAGCCAGAUUUUGUCACAGCAUCACCAUAAAUGAAAUCAAAAUGUUGAGUAAAAGUGAUGUCAUGAACAGUUAUGUGCUGGAUUCAAUAAUCUACUUUAAAAUGUAAACACACACCUGCACCAGCAGAUAUUAAUUGAAAAAGCUAAACUGAAUACUUUUACUGGGAUUAGUUAGUUGUCAUUUUAAGACAAAACA